Messenger RNA from Xenia sp. Carnegie-2017, 1612 nucleotides. RefSeq names its product RNA-binding protein, mRNA-processing factor 2a-like. Gene Ontology annotation, molecular function: mRNA binding. The transcript has 12 exons. The record is from RefSeq and is a predicted model, not a curated record. NCBI's taxonomy places the organism in Eukaryota, Metazoa, Cnidaria, Anthozoa, Malacalcyonacea, Xeniidae. The coding region runs from base 189 to 1115 and encodes 308 amino acids.
CAAACGAACACAGAGUAAUUGAACCCCCCAACUAGUUCAGUGUCACUAAGUUAUUGCACGCACUUGCACCUUGCUAUUUCUGUCGGCACUCGCUGUCGCACUGUAGCAUCACAAGCAGAGGGACUCACAGGCACUUUUAUCGUUAUCACCAUUAAAAGCUUUCAUUUUCACUUUACCACUAACGAAAGAUGGAGGAUCAAAACGGCACCGAUUCAAACAACGAUAAAGGUGAAAACGACGAGGUUCGAACUCUUUUUGUGAGCGGUCUACCAGCGAAUGUGAGAUCCAGAGAGAUAUAUCUACUAUUUCGUGCCUAUAAGGGUUAUGAAGGAUUCCAACUAAAGCUUACGGACAAACAAGGCAAGCCACUGCCUGUGGCAUUUGUGACGUUCGCAGAAAAACUAAACGCGGAAGAAUGCAAAAAAGACUUACAGGGCGUGUGCUUCGAUCCUGCCUUAGAUCAACCAUUGAGGAUCGAGUUCGCCAAGACCAACACGAAAAUGGGCAAAACUUCUCACAAAAAUGGCAACAACAGCUGCGUAAAUUCACAAGUUGAAGCUCUAACACCAUUGGAUCUUACAGGACUGAGCUUCUUUGCUUCCGAACCAAUGUGGCAUCAUGCGAGGAUCCCGUACGCAGACAGUCCAACGUCUCCAUUGCAUUCACCGAUUCACUCGCCUGUAAUCAAUCACUUCUCUCACACUUUACAGCACCAUCCUGUGUACCAACACGUCAAUAUGCCAUCCACGUACUCUCUACCGACCAUGGUGGCGAGUGAUACCUAUUUAUGUUCAACUUUGUUUGUGGCUAACAUUGGACAGAAGUUAGAUGCAAAUAAAGAAAACGAAUUGUAUGCUCUCUUCACAAGUACGCCAGGUUUUAGAAGAAUCAAAAUGUUAUCGAAGGGAAACGCUCCGUGUUGUUUUGUGGAAUAUCAGGAUGUGUAUUCUGCGUCAGGGGCAAUGUCGAUGCUUCAAGGAACACAGCUGUCGUCAUCGGAUGGAUCUAGAGGAGGAAUAAGGAUUGAGUAUGCUAGAACAAAGAUGGGAGAGAAGCGAUAUUCAGUAAACGGCGAGACGCUGAUACAUGGUCAUCCAACGAUGAGUGUAUGUUAGACAUACACUUUUAAUUUCAUAGAGUGAGAGACGCCAUCGUCUACACAAGCGGAAGCACAGAACACAAAACUUCUAAAAUUUCCGAGAAAAAUAGAUGUGAAAGAAAAUAACUUUGUUAGAAAGUCUUCGCUCAUUGAAAAAAAUUUUACUUUGUUUUCGUGCUCUUGCUUGUGUGGACGAUAAAAUUCGCGCCUUUAUGACUCAUCGAGGUAUAUUAUAAAAAGGAUUUUUCAAUUUUGGGAAGAAUUUUAACGGAAUUUUCUCGAGAAUUCGAUAAAUUGUAGUGCUGUGUCAGUAAUGACUUUUCGAUACAUCCCCACAUGUGCUUUAACAUGCGUUUUCUCUUACAUGAAAAUAAAUAAUUUACAUUUUAAUAUAUUUGUACAUGGCGUUUUUAAUUGAAUUUAAGUAAAUUUGUUAAAUAUUAAGUGAUUGUAUUUAUUUUAGCUAAUACCAAUAAGACGUGUUUCCAGCAAUAAAACAUUUAUUGUAAACUA